CACGAAAAUCAGUUGGAUAAACCGAUGAGUAGAGUACGGCGAUACUCUCCAGCAGAGAAUGAAGAAGGAACAGUCUAACUUUACCGUACUGGAUCCGUCCAUCUACCAGAAACCAAAACAACAAAAGCCUUCCGUUCGCCAAACAUUGGUAGCUGCGGUCAUCACCAGCUCAAUCGCCAUUAUUCUCAUCGUUACGGGAAUAUGUUUGAAACUAGCUUAUUGGCACUCACUUUAUUACAAGGAUGAGUACUAUUGGUUAGCAGUGACAGCUAUGGUGUGUAUCGCCCUGAGCAUUCCAAUCGGAGUGACGGCCGUUUGUCUGAUCAAUGUUAUUUGUCGAGUACGCGCACACAUUGCCUACAUGGAGGCUCGAAAGCGGGAACUGGAAAGUCGUGUCGCUGAUGUGUACGUCCCAGAAGUCCCUCUGAAGAAUUGAUCGAUAUCAACAGGGUGGUAGCGACGCAAAAUACACCGAUGAACUGAACUUCAUCCCGUCAAAAAAUCAAGCCGAAUAAUGCUGCUCAAAGUGGAGGCAAAACUCACCACCCCACAAGGCAUUUUGUACCACAACCCAUUUACACAAUGAGUGCUCUCAUAUUCUGAAUUUGCCCAAUCAAUUUAUUUCUAAUGCAGAUAAUGUAACAUUUAGACU
Molecule: messenger RNA, 652 nt
Organism: Opisthorchis viverrini
Lineage: Eukaryota; Metazoa; Platyhelminthes; Trematoda; Opisthorchiida; Opisthorchiidae
Exons: 4
Coding region: 59-436 (125 amino acids)
Source: RefSeq, a predicted model, not a curated record